This is a messenger RNA of Angiostrongylus costaricensis, 2262 nucleotides long. The record is from the annotation of a GenBank genome assembly. NCBI's taxonomy places the organism in Eukaryota, Metazoa, Nematoda, Chromadorea, Rhabditida, Metastrongylidae.
GGUAAAGUGUUCGUGUACGAUAAGGUUUUCAAACCGAACACAACUCAAGAACAAGUUUAUAUGGGUGCAGCUUACCAUAUAGUACAAGAUGUAUUGUCUGGCUAUAAUGGAACUGUGUUUGCAUAUGGGCAAACGUCUUCGGGUAAAACUCAUACGAUGGAGGGAACAAUCGAUGAUCCAGUUAUGCAAGGUAUUAUACCACGAAUAGUCCACGACAUUUUUAAUCACAUAUAUACGAUGGACACGGAACUUGAGUUCCACAUAAAAGUGUCCUACUUCGAAAUCUACAAUGAGAAGAUUCGUGACUUACUGGAUCCUGAAAAGGUUAACCUUUCAAUUCAUGAAGACAAAAAUCGUGUUCCAUAUGUGAAGGGCGCAACCGAGCGGUUUGUUGGAAGUCCCGAAGAAGUGAUGCAAACAAUUGAAGAUGGAAAGAGUAAUCGUCAAGUUGCUGUUACAAAUAUGAAUGAACAUUCAUCUCGUUCUCAUUCGGUUUUCCUUAUAACCGUAAAACAAGAACAUCAAGCAACAAAAAAACAACUUGCUGGGAAGCUCUAUUUGGUAGAUUUAGCAGGUUCUGAAAAGGUGAGUAAGACCGGGGCCCAAGGGACUGUUCUGGAGGAGGCAAAAAACAUUAACAAAUCUCUUACUGCACUCGGUAUUGUCAUCUCUGCUCUUGCAGAGGGAACGAAAUCACAUGUACCAUACCGAGACUCAAAAUUAACUCGCAUUUUGCAAGAGUCUCUUGGAGGAAAUUCGCGCACUACAGUUAUUAUCUGUGCCUCCCCUUCUCACUUCAACGAAGCCGAAACGAAAUCAACACUAAUGUUUGGUCAGCGAGCCAAGACAAUCAAGAACGUUGUCCAGAUUAACGAGGAACUUACUGCUGAAGAAUGGAAACCUCCGACUGACUCAACAACUCCGUUAAUGGAAAGAUCAAUGAUCGCACCAGCACCACCAAUGCUUACUUCAGUUACUGGUCCCAUUACUGAUGAGGAGAAGAAGAGGUACGAGGAGGAAAGGGUGAAAUUAUAUCAGCAGCUCGACGAGAAAGAUGACGAGAUUCAACGCGUGUUGAUGCAAGAUGAAUCAAUCCAAGCGAUGCGAGAAAACGAAGAAACUUUGCGUGAAGAACUCGUACGUAUCCAAAAGGAAAGUGACGACAAACAAAAUGAAACAAAAGAGAUGAUUUCUGCCAUCGAGGACAUUGCUGUUCAACUCGAGGUGCGGAAUGCUGAGUAUGAGAAAUUGAAAAAAGAGCUGGAAAUCGUGAUGGAGGAGAAUCAGCAACUCGAAGACGGUGCAAGCCAGGCAAGGAGUGCGCUGAAUGCUCAUCUCGAUGAGUGCGGUCCGAAAAUCAAACACUUCAAGGAUGCCAUCUACAACAUCAUUCGGGAAUACAACAUUGCUGACAUUGUUAAUCAGAAUGACAUUCUACCCGAUCACGAGCUGCUAAACCACAUGCGAAUUGGCGUGUCCAAGUUGUUUAGCGAGAAUACAGCAGCAAAAGAGGUUUAUUUCUCUAUAUCCGAAGCGCAAGCAGCUGAGAAGAAACUAGAGGAGAUCAAUUCUGUUCAAGGGCAGGAUGCAACCAAAUUAAAACAGUUGCUAGUGAAGGACCAGGUAGCGCGGGAGCUUAAGCCGCUUACGGACAGAGUGAAUACGGAACUUGUUACACUUAAGAACCUGAAGAAAGAGUUUGUGCGCUUGGUUCUUUCGAGAUGUCAGGCUACUAUAGAUGUCGAUGAAGAUUGCCUCUCCGGCCCUGCACAAAAACAGCGCAUUCAGUUCCUAGAAAAUAAUUUGGACAAACUUACUAAGGUCCACAAACAGCUCGUUCGCGAUAAUGCCGAUCUUCGCGUAGAGUUGCCAAAAAUGGAAGCACGUCUUCGCGGUAGAGAGGAUCGCAUCAAGCAACUUGAGACUGCUUUGCGAGACACCAAAGAGCGAUCGCAACUCGAGCGGAGAAAAUAUCUGCAAGAGGUUGAGCGCAUCAAGGAUGCUGUGAGACAACGUAACAUGCGUCGGCAAACGCCACAAAUUGUGAAGCCCAUUCGCCCUGGCCAGGUUUACUCUCCUUCGGCUGCUGUUGGAGGAGCCGCACAAUCUCCGUCUGUGCGAUCAACGAACGCCACUCAAAUGAACGACUGUACUGUAAUAAGUGCUAGCUUGAAUUAUAAGUAUUAUGCAGAACAAACUUCUCAAAAUGGGAGAUCAGAGUAUACCAAAAUGACUAUUUCGCAAGUUGUGGCCGAUAUUUAG